Phragmites australis (common reed) is the source of this 3269-nucleotide messenger RNA. RefSeq lists its product as uncharacterized. The record is from RefSeq and is a predicted model, not a curated record. Bases 379 to 2868 code for a protein of 829 amino acids. Gene Ontology annotation, molecular function: metalloendopeptidase activity. NCBI's taxonomy places the organism in Eukaryota, Viridiplantae, Streptophyta, Magnoliopsida, Poales, Poaceae. Gene Ontology annotation, cellular component: membrane; cytoplasm. Gene Ontology annotation, biological process: proteolysis; cell adhesion. The transcript is spliced from 16 exons.
CUCUUGCCUUUCUCCCCCUCGUCAGUGGUGCUGGUAGUAGCCUUCACGACUAAAUCCACCACCGCUCUCGCACCUCAACUCCUCUGGCGCGUUGGGCUCCUCCGCGGCUCCACCAAACCCUAAUCGUUCGGGCGCAACCCCGCCCGCCUCGAUCCGCUCCAGCGGCCGGCCGCCGAGGCGCGGCGGUUCUUGCAGUCGCGCGCGGCGGGCCCGUCCAGCGCGGGCGCAGUGCCCUCCCCGGCGGCACGGCGUGAAGGCAGGCUGAGGCCUUAUGCGAGGUGGAUUUCCGCGGGCGAUGAGACGGAAGCUGGCGGCUGCGGUAGCGGCGGCGCCGUGAAUGGGAGCGGCGGGGGACUGCUGCGGCUGCGGGCUGCGUACAUGGAGGCCCGCGUGGGGCGCGGGAGUGUGCUUUGGCUCGUGAGCGUCGAGAUUUUGUUAAUUCUAAUCUGGACUCAAGGAACUGGUGCGGAUUCUGGUGAAAGCAAAGCAUUGUUUCCGCAAGACGCAGAAGCUGGAGAGAAGGAUGUCUACCUUAGCCAUUCCUGCAUACAUGAUGAGAUACUACAUCAGCGGCGAAGAGCUGGGCGGAAGGAGUACUCUGUCAUGCCGCAAGUCUACCAUGAGUCUCGAUACAAAGUGGAGCAUGUAAGUGGAAGACACCUGUUGGCUGUGUCGUCUUGGCGUGCUCCACAUAGGAAUGUCAAGAAGCCAAUACGCAUAUACCUCAAUUAUGAUGCUGUUGGGCACUCGCCCGACCGGGAUUGUAAAAAUGUUGGUGACAUCGUUAAGCUUGGCGAACCUCCUGUACCAUCAGCACCAGGAACUCCUAUCUGUGAUCCUCACAGCGAUCCACCAUUGGUGGGAGAUUGCUGGUACAAUUGCACCCUUGAGGACAUAGCUGGGGAGGACAAGAAGCAACGGCUUCGGAAGGCUCUGGGACAGACAGUAGAGUGGUUUAGAAAAGCUUUAGCUGUUGAACCUGUCAAGGGCAACCUGCGGCUCAGUGGGUACUCAGCUUGUGGUCAGGAUGGCGGUGUACAGCUCCCUCGUGUGUAUGUUGAAGAUGGUGUUGCUAAUGCUGAUUUAGUCCUCUUAGUAACAACUAGACCGACAACAGGUAACACCCUUGCAUGGGCUGUGGCCUGUGAACGUGACCAGUGGGGUCGGGCCAUUGCAGGACAUGUUAAUGUGGCCCCUCGUCAUUUGACGGCUGAAGCAGAGACACUACUUUCGGCCACUUUAGUACAUGAGGUUAUGCACGUUCUUGGCUUUGAUCCUCACGCUUUCACACAUUUUCGCGAUGAAAGGACAAGGAGGCGUAGUCAGGUUACUGUUCAGACUUUGGAUGAAAAGCUUGGAAGAAUGGUUACCCGUGUUGUGCUACCUCGAGUUGUCAUGCACUCCAGGCAUCAUUACGGAGCAUUUUCCCAAAACUUUACUGGGUUGGAAUUGGAAGAUGGGGGAGGCAGGGGUACCUCAGGUUCGCAUUGGGAGAAAAGACUCUUAAUGAAUGAGAUCAUGACUGGAUCAGUUGAUACAAGAUCAUUGGUUUCAAAAAUGACUUUAGCAUUAUUGGAGGAUAGUGGAUGGUAUCAAGCUAAUUAUAGCAUGGCUGAGCAUUUAGAUUGGGGUCGGAAUCAGGGAACAGAGUUUGUUAUCUCUCCUUGCAAUUCAUGGAAAGGGGCAUACCAUUGCAACACAACACAAUUAUCAGGAUGCACCUAUAAUAGGGAGGCAGAAGGUUACUGCCCUAUAGUAAGCUAUAGCGGGGACUUGCCCAAAUGGGCUCAGUAUUUUCCUCAAGCUAAUAAAGGUGGUCAGUCUUCAUUAGCAGACUACUGCACAUACUAUGUUGCUUAUUCUGAUGGUUCAUGCACUGAUGUAAAUAGCGCACGAGCGCCUGACAGAAUGUUAGGUGAAGUGCGAGGAAGUAAUUCAAGGUGCAUGGCCUCAACUCUAGUGCGAACUGGGUUUGUCCGGGGAUCUAUGACCCAAGGAAAUGGCUGUUAUCAGCAUCGCUGCACAAACAACUCAUUAGAGGUUGCUGUUGAUGGGAUCUGGAAGUCAUGUCCACAAUCCGGCGGGCCUGUUCAGUUUCCAGGGUUCAAUGGGGAAUUAAUUUGCCCGGCAUAUCAUGAGUUGUGCAACACUGUACCAGUCCCAGUGAGUGGCCAGUGUCCCAAGUCUUGCAGUUUUAACGGUGACUGCAUUGAUGGAACUUGUCACUGCUUCCCUGGGUUUCACGGUCAUGACUGCAGCAGAAGAUCUUGCCUAGACAAGUGCAGUGGCCAUGGUAUAUGCAAAGCGAAUGGUAUCUGUGAAUGUCAAAGUGGAUGGACCGGGAUUGACUGCUCAACAGCGGUUUGUGACGAGCAGUGUAGUUUGCAUGGAGGGGUUUGUGAUGAUGGUAAAUGUGAGUUUCGUUGUUCAGAUUAUGCGGGCUACACUUGUCAGAAGGGUUCUGCAAUACUGCCCAGUCUGUCAAUGUGUCAUGAUGUGCUUGUAAGAGAUGCUGACGGGCAGCAUUGCGCACCAAGUGAGCUCAGCAUACUACAACAACUUGAAGCUGUAGUUCUUGUGCCAAAUUACAAUAGGUUGAUGCCAAGCGGGCGGACCUUCCUCAACUUCUUCAACAAUGCCAAUUGUGCAGCAGCUGCAAAGCGGCUGGCCUGCUGGAUUUCGAUUCAACGGUGUGAUGAGGAUGGGGACAACAGGCUUCGGGUAUGCUACUCUGCGUGCGAGCUGUAUAAUACGGCAUGUGGGGCGGGUCUUGAUUGCACAGACCAGACCCUUUUUAGCAAGAGGGAAGAAGAAGGGAAGGGUGUUCCUUGCACAGGAUAUGGCGAGAAGAAGUCUUUCUGGCUAUAGCUUUUCCUGAGCUUCCCGUUAUCACUUUGUUGAAGCUCAGAAAUUGUGUAAAGUAUAAUUGGCAAUGUUCUACCCAUGUUCUUUUUCUUUCUCCUUUUUUUCCUUUUCAUCCACUACUUCCCAAUUGUAGGAUACGGGAAGUAGAGGUCCAUUUCUCCUAGGCACCUGAAGAUGGGUGUCUGGUGUAAAAGCUGUGCUGGAGUGGGCUAUUUGUUAGGUUAGUCUGACUGGAAAGAGGGGGGGGGGGGGGGUAGGAAGCUGGAAGUGGAAGGUGGCUGGGUAGAUUUUUCUUUUCCGCCCCAUCAGAAAUAGUGGAGGGAAUGUAUAGGUUGAUGUGUGUUAUAAUCCAUGUUCCAUUCUUAACAGAACUAUUUCAAUGAGAGCCCCUGUGCUGUGACUCA